CACUCACUCACUCAACUCAAUAAACCAUUUGUUCGCUGCAAAAUCUCCCAGUUAAUCGCUGAAAAUCGAAUACGUCGAUCAAAUUUAAGCCCAAAAAAUGGAGGAAGAUCCUUUUUCGUCGUCGUUCUCUUCUUCGUCUUUACUUUUCAAAGACAUCUCCAAUUUCAAAACCCCAAAACGCCCUUCGAAGCCCCCCGUUUUCCAUUCACCUUGUCCUCAGUACUUCACCGCUUCCAAACAAACCCCGAGGACUUCUUCGUCAUUUCGUCACCGCCGACCUUCCUUUGCCCCUUCCUGUUCCCGCUCCAGAUCCAAAGCCUCCGCUGCCGCCGCCAAGUUCAAAGCCUUCGAGCUCCAGCAAUCUCAGUCGGCUAGGAAAGAGCAGCUCAAGAAAGAACAGUCGCUCAAGUCAUUGUCCAAAUCUCUUACCGUUUGGUUGAAUUUCCUCUUCCAGAACCCUAAGUCUUGCGGAUGUGUGUCCAUCAAUGGCCGUGAUGAUAGGAAUACUGUUCGAGUGGAUAGUGCCUGGAGAAGCCCGAAACGGAUGAGAGAGUUGUGGUGGAGAGGGAAUGAAGCGGAGGAGAACGUAGCGGUCAAUAUUUCAAGCUCGAAUUAUUCCAUUUUGAGGUCUUCGUUGAAGGAAGUUUGUAGUUUCGAUGAUUUUAAGCAGCGGAUGCAGAUUUAUUUGAGUUUGGGGAGUUGCGAGGAGAUUUUCAAUACCAUGACUCAAGUUGUUAAGAAUAUAGAUGAAGGAAGGUUAAAAAUGAAGGCACAUUGUCCUAUAGUUAUUGGAAUGAAGGAAAAUGCAUGUAAAAUUCUUAUGUCUUACAACUCAAGUUGGCUCCGAAUCGGGUUGUAUAUUAUUUUUGGAGGUGAUUCCCUGUUAUCAUCUGAUGGAGAUGAUAGUUCUGUGCAAGAUAUUUCAUUUUUUAAGAUGGUUAUAGAAAAGCAGUUUCUAUCGCACCCUGGACUUGCCAAGGCUUAUGCUUAUAACAAGAAGGUUGAAGGCUUGUACAGACCGGGAUACUAUGAAAAUUUGGGGAAUGUUAUAUUGAAGAGGAUUUUGUUGCUUGUACUUAUCCUAGAUCGAGCUAAAUCUCAGACCAGUCUUCCUCUUAAGUACGGUAUUGAUGGAGUGGAUGGAGGUUCACCUCUUCUAUUCACAGUUUCAUCUGGUAUAAAAUCAAGUCGUCAAGUUCUUAAUGAUUUUUUAUCAUCGGAUGUUAUGCAUGGCGAAGGUAGUCUUCUCGCACAUCUGGUGGUCAUAGGGUACAAAGUUUCUCAUCAGCAGUCUGCCCUUGCUGAGUUUGACUACCAAGUAUCAGAUUUAUUCUUGGAUUUUCAAGAUGGGGUGCGGCUCUGUAGAGUAAUUCAACUUUUGCGACAUGAACCCUCUAUCCUCAUGAAACUAGUAGUUCCUUCAGACAUGCAAAAAAAGAAUUUGGCCAAUUGUGGUGUUGCCCUGCAAUAUUUGGAACAGGCUGGUGUCAUGCUAUGUGAUGAAGAUGGAUUGAAGAUUACAGGAGAUGAUGUUGCUGGUGGAGAUAAGGAACUCACUCUAUCCUUGCUGUGGAAUAUAUUUGUUCACUUACAGCUGCCUCUUCUGAUUGAUAAAACAACUAUUGCUGAUGAAAUAUCCAAAAUAGGUGGCCUUAAUAUGGAAAACUUGAAUGUAAUCAGUUCCACUCUUAUGGGAAUGAUUUUAAACUGGAUCCAGGCAAUUUGUGAAAAGUAUGAUCUUAAGGUUGACAGCUUUUCUUCACUGGUUAAUGGAAAAGCCAUAUGGUGCUUGCUUGAUUAUUACUUCCGCAGAGAAUUGUCCUGUUCUUGUUAUAACAAGGAUUCUCAUGACCCAAGAGGAGAAGAGUCAAUCAUGUCUGCCACAGAUUACACAGAUGCAGUUCACAAUUUUAUGUUUUCACAGAAACUGAUAGCACUAUUGGGAAAUUUCCCUGAGGUUCUGCAAAUAAGUGACUUACUUGAGCAUAAUGGUGCAGUCAGUGAUCAGAGUGUGGUAAUUUUGCUCGUUUUCCUGUUGUCCCAUCUUGUUGUCAAGAAAAAUAUGGAUCAGUUGAAUUUCCAUAAACUAUUGGGUUGCAAUUGUCCAAACCUAGAGAGGAGGCAUUCAUUGACUCGAAGACAGUCAGCAAGUUCUCAAGCUGUUGUGCAAAAGGAAAGAGACAUAGAUAUCACUGAAGAUGCUGCUAAAAAGUUCAAGGCCAUUCACGCUUGGUGGCGAGAUAUGACAGAACAAAACUACAAGAGUUCUGUAAGACCUGCUGCUUCUGCUUCGAAUUGUUUUCCGGCUCAGAGCACAAGCUCUGUCAUUUUAAGAGAAAAUGCUGCAAUAACCAUACAGUCUCAUUAUAGGCGUUUGAUAGAGCGUCACAAUUUUCUGAAGAUGAUGAAAGCAAUCUGUUUAGUCCAAAUUGUUAUGCGUGCGUGGUUGACUGUAAAGAAAAAUUCAGAGCUCAACAAUUUCAAUUUUGCCAGUAUUGAGGAAUUUCCAUCUGAACUCGGGAGAGUUGUAAGGUUUGUUGCUGAGAGGCACAGUUUUGUUAAAUUAAGAAGAUCAGUGUUGCUCAUACAGCAAUCUGCAAGGAUUUAUAUCACUCAAAAACGGAAUGUAUCCCAUCAAAACCUCGUCAAAGCUGCCAUUGUAAUUCAGAAAUAUGUUCGUGGUUGGAUGGUGAAGUCACACAACAUUCUUAGCCAUGCUCAUAAUGAGAAUGCAUCUCUUAAGUGCCGAAUGAAGGGUCUACAUGAUGGUGAUAUAGAAGCUGCAACCAAGAUUCAGAUUGCAAGGAAGAGUUUUCUUCACAGAUCUCAAUCCAAACAAACUUUUUCUGCAACUAAAAUUCAGAGCUGUUUUCGGGGUUGGAGGUUAAGGAGGAGGUUUAUGAAGCAGAAGCAAGCAAUAACAAAAAUUCAAAGUAAUUUCCGACAACUGAAAUGUUGGAGGGUCUUUCAGAUUUCUAGGAAGGAAUUUGUCCGUAAAUCCCUUCAAAAUCAGACAUUAGCUGCUACCAGAAUUCAGACUCAGUUCCGUGCUUGGCUGUUAAGAAGAAGUUAUACAAAGAAGAAACAAGCAAUAAUAAAAAUUCAAAGUAAUAUUCGACGACUGAAAUGCUAUAAGGCCUUUCAGAUUGCUAGGAAAGAAUUUGCUUGUAGAUCUCUUCAAACUCAGACAUUAGCUGCAACCAAAAUUCAGAGUCAGUUCCGUGCUUGGCAGUUGAGAAGAAGUUUUAUGAAGAAGCAAGCAAUAAUAAAAAUCCAAAGUAAUUUCCGACGACUGAAAUGCUAUAGGGCCUUUCAGAUUGCUAGGAAGGAAUUUGCCUGUAGAUCUCUUCAAAAUCAGACAUUAGCUGCAACCGAAAUCCAGAGUCGGUUCCGUGCUUGGCAGUUGAGAAGAAGUUUUAUGAAGAAGAAGCAAGCAAUAAAUAAAAUCCAAAGUAAUUUCCGGCGGCGAAAAUGUUUGAGGGCUUCUCAACAAUGUGAAAAUGCCAACAGAUCAGCUAUCAUCAUUCAAUCUUAUGUGCGUGGAUGGAUAGCGAGGAGAAAAGCUUGGAGAUAUAAGUAUCUUAUUGUUAUGAUCCAAUCACAUUGGAAAGGUUAUGUUGCUCGGAAAGAAUCAAAGGCACGGCUAAAGGAUUUGCGCUUGAGAAUGCAGAAGUCUGCUAAGAAUGUUGACGAUAGCAAACGUAUUAUUAACAGGCUGUUAUCAGCACUUUCAGAACUACGAAGCAUGAAAAGCAUCAGUGGCAUUCUUCAUCACUGUGAGACCUUAGACAUGGCAACAGCCCAUUCUCUGAAAUGCUGUGAAGAACUAGUGGCUGCAGGUGCAAUCGGCAUUCUAAUAAAACAGGUUCGCUCAGCCAGUCGAAGCAUCCCCGAUCAGGAGGUUCUAAAGCAUGCACUCUCAACACUCAGAAACCUUGCUCGUUAUCCGCAUUUGGCCCAAGUGUUGAUCGACACUCCUCCGUCAGUAGAGACAAUCUUAUGGGAGAUGCUCAGGAACAAGGAAGAAGGUUACUUUAUUGCUUCCGAGAUCUUGAAGAAGAUAUGUUCAAAUCCAAAAGGUGUGAAAGCUGUACACAAGGUGCCUGCUCUUUUGAAGAGACUACACAAUCUUGUUGAAGACCUUACAAGGAAAUUAAACAUUGAGAAAAGCAGGAAUCCUCGUACUGCUGCCCUAAAAGAGAGCACAGAUAGAAGAUCUAGGGAGGCAGUCCAACUGCUUAAACUGAUAACACAUGGUUAUCGAAACCAGUAAUCAUCAAAUGGGUGCACGACACGUGCAUGGUUGUUCGGAUUGUGAGAGAUGCACUCUGUAUAUAAAG
Molecule: messenger RNA, 4340 nt
Organism: Hibiscus syriacus
Lineage: Eukaryota; Viridiplantae; Streptophyta; Magnoliopsida; Malvales; Malvaceae
Product: abnormal spindle-like microcephaly-associated protein homolog
Biological process (GO): spindle organization; establishment of meiotic spindle localization; mitotic cell cycle
Cellular component (GO): spindle pole
Molecular function (GO): protein binding
Source: RefSeq, a predicted model, not a curated record